CAAUUUGAUGAAUAGUGUCGCUGUCAAAAGCGUCAGAAACAGAUGAAGAGUCGUUAAGCGACAGACAGCUGUGAGAGAGCAGAGGGAGAGGUGCUGCGUCAUGUCUACUUCUCACGGCUACAUGUAGUUAUUGUUUAUCCGCGGAGGCGUGCCGUCCUAACCCGGGUUAAUGUCAGCCGUGUUCUGGAGAACUAUGGAGUCCACAACAUGUCAAGUCUGAGCGCGGGUUUACAACUCUAAUCCUGUCGAGAUUCUUGUGAAUAUAUUUCUUCCAUCUUUUCAAACUUCAACGCAGGAGGGACACCUUUGGCUCGUGAAGGAGUAUUCUGAGGGCAUCAUGGUGAACAGCCAGGCGUCGGGCGUACCACCGGCCCCUAGGUCGUGUGCAGGAUGUGGGGGGAAGAUUGCAGACCGCUUCCUUCUCUUCUCCAUGGAACGCUACUGGCACACGCGCUGCCUCAAGUGCUCUUGCUGCCAAGCCCAGCUGGGGGACAUUGGCACCACCUGCUACAGCAAAGGGGGCAUGAUUCUGUGUCGGAGCGACUACAUCAGACUGUUCGGGCACAGCGGGGCGUGCAGCGCCUGCGGCCAGUCGAUCCCAGCCAACGAAAUGGUGAUGAGGGCACAGGGAAAUGUUUACCACCUCAAGUGUUUCAGCUGUGCCACCUGUAGAAACAGGCUGAUGCCUGGCGAUCGCUUCCAUUACAUCAACGGUAACAUCUUCUGUGAGCACGACAGACCCGGCGCUGCCUUGCUCAGCAGCCACCUGCCUCCACUUCAGAGCAGCUCUGUCCUGACAGACCAGAAGGUAUGCUGAGCAGCAGGUGUCCUGUGUUUCCCUUCACUUCUCUUCAGUGCAACUUUUCCUCUCCUGCUUCUGUCGCCAUGAUGUGGACCCUCAUCAUCACAGUGCCUCUCUUUCUCCAGAGAGGAUGCAGCUUCUCACCUACGACAUCCCGUCAGUCACCAUAUCAGAGAUCCUAUAUACGGCUUAUAAAGUCACGUUUUUGUUGUGUUCUGUUGAAGUUGUCUGUGCAUCAUGCAGAGACUUGCAGACUAUGUGGACUAUACUGGCAACAAGGCUCAUUCAGGACUAAGACAAACAUGGAGGAGAACAAUGAAGAUGAACGCCUGCGCCAACUGGAAGAGGAAACAAAAAGGCGCUUGAGUGAACGUUUGAUGGACUGCUGUAAAAAGACUGUCACAGCUUUGCUAAUGCCAUGUGAGCAUCUGUGCUUUUAAUGAACUCUUGAUCUCUUGUAAAUGUUGUACCUGAUAUACACGCUGAGGAUUGGAUAUAAAAAUGAUGAAGUGUACAGUAUGCAGGGACAGAAGUGUAAUCUGAAAACUGCACUAGAAUAUUAUUUUAAAGUCUGUAGGAAAACAAAAUGUUUCUGUCACCUGUAACGCCCUGCACAAAACAACAGAAGCCACCCAGUCAAGUUUUUCUCUUCUGUAGAGGUUUAUCAGAUGCCUGUUCAGUGUGUGAAAAAAUGUGGAGUAAAAAAAAAAAACCUAUUAAAACGUUUUUCCCGUUACAGCUGAGCCGAGGUCAUUUUGAAGCCCCUUAGCGGCAUUAGAGAGACGUUGUAUUGCAUGGUACCUACUAGCAUGGUGGAUGUGACUGUCUCCCUCACUCCGUUUAGCCCUGUAUGGUGAAAACAUGCCUGAUUACCCAGAGGAAUGGAAUUAGGGGGCUUGAGCUCUGACCAUUUACAGAAGCAAUUAAACAUGAGCCGUGUAUCUGUGCUGCUGGAGCUCCUGGGAGGCUGAACUUGGGGCAUAUCCCGUGGCUGACUGGCUCGGUGGCUGCCUGCCUCUAAUAAAGCCUAAUCUGAAAGCAGGCUAAUUAAAGGGGAGUGGCCCCUUCUACAUCCAGGGCAUUUGAAACAAUCUGAUGUAUUUACUGUUUACCAUGUUCCAAUUAAAGCUCCCACACAGCCUGA
Molecule: messenger RNA, 1946 nt
Organism: Labrus bergylta (ballan wrasse)
Lineage: Eukaryota; Metazoa; Chordata; Actinopteri; Labriformes; Labridae
Gene: lmo4lb
Product: LIM domain transcription factor LMO4.1
Source: RefSeq, a predicted model, not a curated record